Molecule: messenger RNA, 1046 nt
Organism: Dromiciops gliroides (monito del monte)
Lineage: Eukaryota; Metazoa; Chordata; Mammalia; Microbiotheria; Microbiotheriidae
Gene: FHL5
Product: four and a half LIM domains 5
Exons: 6
Coding region: 1-972 (323 amino acids)
Biological process (GO): positive regulation of transcription by RNA polymerase II
Cellular component (GO): nucleus; Z disc
Molecular function (GO): transcription coactivator activity
Source: RefSeq, a predicted model, not a curated record
AUGAUAAAUACAGAUGCAGAACCCAAAGUCAAUAUUCCAGAGAGCUCCAGCAUCUCAGAGCAAGAAAGGACCUGGAGACCAUCUCAUUCAACCCACUUAUUUUCCAGAAUCAACUCCAAAAUGACUAAUCAAACUCAGUGUCAACACUGCAUGAAAUUACUUUUUGGAAAGAAGUAUACACUAAAGGACAACGAGGCUUACUGUAUUCCUUGUUACGACCAACUCUUUUCUAACAUCUGUGAGGAAUGCAAGAAAACCAUUGGGUGUGAUUCAAAGGAUCUUUCCUACAAAGACCGACAUUGGCAUGAAGAGUGCUUCAAGUGUGCCAAGUGUAAUCACUCUUUGGUGGAAAAGCCUUUUGCUGCCAAGGAUGAAGUCUUGCUGUGUACUGAGUGUUAUUCUAAUGAGUAUUCCUCCAAGUGCUUCCAGUGUAAGAAGACCAUUAUGCCUGGCUCUCGCAAAAUGGAAUUCAAGGGAAAUGAAUGGCAUGAAACCUGUUUUGUUUGCUAUUCUUGCCAACAACCUAUAGGAACAGACCCUUUAAUCUCCAGAGAGAAUAAAAUCUACUGUGUGCCCUGUUUUGAGAAGCAGUUUGCUCCACGCUGCAGCUCUUGCAAGAAGGUGAUAACUACUGGAGGAAUGACUUACCAUGACCAGCCCUGGCAUAAGGAAUGCUUUCUGUGCACUGGUUGCAAGAAACAGCUGUUUGGAGAAAGUUUUGUUUCCAGAGACGAUCAUCCGUAUUGCCAAGAUUGCUUUGCCAACCUUUAUGCCCAGAAGUGUGAGGCCUGUAACAAACCCAUCACUGCACUCGGAAGUCCCCAGUACAUCUCUUUCCAGGAACGUCAGUGGCACAGUGAUUGCUUCAGAUGUGGGAAAUGCAACAUCUCCUUAGUGGGCAAAGGCUUCCUAACUCAUCAGGAGACCAUUCUCUGCGGGGAAUGUGGUUCCAACACAGAGUCUGAGAUCUGAGUGGAGCAACCUACCUUUCACCUGUGUUUCUUGAGGGUUUCAUGCUCACUAAAUCUAGAACUCACUUGAAGAUG